AUGGUCAACAUCCCAAAGAAUCACAAGGCCGUAGCCACGCCCGCCAAGCGCGCGCCCCUCAUCCUCGUCGACCGCGAGACCAGGCUGCCCGGCGAGGGCGAGGUCCUCAUCCAAAACCAGUGGACCGCCUCUAGCCCGCUGGAUCUCCACCGCGCCGACGGCGGCCUCCUCUGCAACUACCCGGAGGUCAUGGGUGGCGGCGCGGCGGGCGCCGUUGUCGCCGUCGGGCCGGGUGUGGAGCGCCUCCGUGUCGGCGACCGGGUCCUCACCUUUGCGUUCCGCGACUUCGACGAGCGCGCCCACCAGGACUUCGCCACCGUGCCUGAGUACCUGGUCUCCAAGCUGCCGUCCAACGUCACGCCACAGGAGGCCGUGACGGUGCCGACGAACCUCAUCACCGUGUUCCACGCCGUGACGGCUGACCUGGGGCUGGAGCUGCCGUGGCCGAAGCCGGCGGGCUGGGAGCCCAAGGAGAAGGACGACGGGUUGCUGGUCUGGGGGGCGGCGAGCAGCGUGGGCUUGUACGCAUUGCAGGUGCUGCGGCAUUGGGGUUACCGGAACGUGCUGGCCGUGGCGAGCGAGAAGCACCACGCCUAUCUCAAGGAUCUCGGUGCCAAGGAAACGUUCAGUUAUCGCGAUGCCGACGUCGUGGACAAGGUGCUGGGUUUCGUCGGCGAGAAGGGCGUGCCGUUCGUGCUGGACUGCAUCGGUUCCGUCGAGGGCACGCUGAGGCCGUUGACGAAGAUUGCGCGUAGGGGGACAAAGGUCGCCAUCAUGCUCCCGGUCAUCAUCCGGGACGCGACUGAGGACGUCGAGCCCGAGUACGAGAUGGACGUGAGCCGGGUCCUCGUCGGCGAGUGGGCCGAGGGCGUCGAGCUGCGCGGGGUUAGGACGCAUAAUUACCUGGCGAACGAGUUCUUCAAGGAGAAGAUGCAGAGGGAGAUUGUGCCCACGCUCCUGGAGCAAGGCAUCAUCAAGCCGAACAAGCAAAAGAUCGUCGAGGGUGCCACGAUGCUGGAGAGGGCGCAGAAGGCGAUCGAGUUGUUACGGAAAAAGGAGCUCAGCGGCGAGCGUCUGGUGUGGAGGGUGUCGGAUCUCGAGCUGUAG
Molecule: messenger RNA, 1107 nt
Organism: Colletotrichum graminicola M1.001
Lineage: Eukaryota; Fungi; Ascomycota; Sordariomycetes; Glomerellales; Glomerellaceae
Product: zinc-binding dehydrogenase
Exons: 2
Coding region: 1-1107 (368 amino acids)
Molecular function (GO): oxidoreductase activity, acting on NAD(P)H
Source: RefSeq, a predicted model, not a curated record